AACUUGUUACAUUUGAUAAAAUGGAUGUCCGACCACUCUUCUUAGUAGAACAGAGGAAGAAAACUUUCAAGAACUGGCCGUUCGACGAGAAGAAAAAGUGCAACGUAAAUAAUAUGGCCGAAGCUGGUUUUUACUCGGUGGCCACUGGAGCUGAUGAUGCUGACGCUGCCAAGUGCUUCCUGUGCGGCAAGGAGCUGGACGGCUGGGAGGCCAGCGACGACCCCUGGCUGGAGCACAAGAGCCACGCCGCCAAAUGUGCCUUUGUGCAAAUUGGCAAGAAUGAGGAUGACUUACUGGCACCGGAGUUCCUGUCCAUUGUGAAGCAGUACAUGAUGAAUGAGACCAGUCGAGUAGAAGACGUGGCGAUCGGGCAGAUAGAUGACAAGUGCAAGCUGGUGAAGAGAAAGUGCUUGCGGGCAAAAUGAACAUUAGUUUUAAAUAACUUUACUGAUACUAGUAUUAAUUUAGUGUGUUUGAUUUUAAAUAUAAGAUUGGUAUGUAGUUUU
Plutella xylostella (diamondback moth) is the source of this 506-nucleotide messenger RNA. It is a transcript of the gene Det, whose product is annotated as baculoviral IAP repeat containing deterin. The record is from RefSeq and is a predicted model, not a curated record. Lineage: Eukaryota; Metazoa; Arthropoda; Insecta; Lepidoptera; Plutellidae.